GGACGCGACUCUCCCGACGCGGGGAGGCUAUUCUGCCCAUUUGGGGACACUUCCCCGCCGCUGCCAGGACCCGCUUCUCUGAAAGGCUCUCCUUGCAGCUGUUUAGACGCUGGAUUUUUUCCGGGUAGUGGAAAACCAGCAGCCUCCCGCAACGAUGCCCCUCAACGUUAGCUUCACCAACAGGAACUAUGACCUCGACUACGACUCGGUGCAGCCGUAUUUCUACUGCGACGAGGAGGAGAACUUCUACCAGCAGCAGCAGCAGAGCGAGCUGCAGCCCCCGGCGCCCAGCGAGGAUAUCUGGAAGAAAUUCGAGCUGCUGCCCACCCCGCCCCUGUCCCCUAGCCGCCGCUCCGGGCUCUGCUCGCCCUCCUACGUUGCGGUCACGCCCUUCUCCCCUCGGGGAGACAACGACGGCGGUGGCGGGAGCUUCUCCACGGCCGACCAGCUGGAGAUGGUGACCGAGCUGCUGGGAGGAGACAUGGUGAACCAGAGUUUCAUCUGCGACCCGGACGACGAGACCUUCAUCAAAAACAUCAUCAUCCAGGACUGUAUGUGGAGCGGCUUCUCGGCCGCCGCCAAGCUCGUCUCAGAGAAGCUGGCCUCCUACCAGGCUGCGCGCAAAGACAGCGGCAGCCCGAACCCCGCCCGCGGCCACAGCGUCUGCUCCACCUCUAGCUUGUACCUGCAGGAUCUGAGCGCCGCCGCCUCAGAGUGCAUCGACCCCUCGGUGGUCUUCCCCUACCCUCUCAACGACAGUAGCUUGCCCAAGUCCUGCACCUCGCCAGACUCCAGCGCCUUCUCUCCGUCCUCGGAUUCUCUGCUCUCCUCGACGGAGUCCUCCCCGCAGGCCAGCCCCGAGCCCCUGGUGCUCCAUGAAGAGACACCGCCCACCACCAGCAGCGACUCUGAGGAGGAACAAGAAGAUGAGGAAGAAAUCGAUGUUGUUUCUGUGGAAAAGAGGCAGGCUCCUGGCAAAAGGUCAGAGUCUGGAUCACCUUCUGCUGGAGGCCACAUCAAACCUCCUCACAGCCCACUGGUCCUCAAGAGGUGCCACGUCUCCACACAUCAGCACAACUACGCAGCGCCUCCCUCCACUCGGAAGGACUAUCCUGCUGCCAAGAGGGUCAAGUUGGACAGUGUCAGAGUCCUGAGACAGAUCAGCAACAACCGAAAAUGCACCAGCCCCAGGUCCUCGGACGCCGAGGAGAAUGACAAGAGGCGAACACACAACGUCUUGGAGCGCCAGAGGAGGAACGAGCUAAAACGGAGCUUUUUUGCCCUGCGUGACCAGAUCCCGGAGUUGGAAAACAAUGAAAAGGCCCCCAAGGUAGUUAUCCUUAAAAAAGCCACAGCAUACAUCCUGUCCGUCCAAGCAGAGGAGCAAAAGCUCAUUUCUGAAAAGGACUUGUUGCGGAAACGACGAGAACAGUUGAAACACAAACUUGAACAGCUACGGAACUCUUGUGCAUAAGGAAAAGUAAGGAAAAAGAUUCCUUCUAACAGAACUGUCCCAAUCAAUCAACCUAUGAACUUGUUUCAAAUGCAUGAUCAAAUGCAACCUCACAACCUUGGCUGAGUCUUGAGACUGAAAGAUUCAGCCAUAAUGUAAACUGCCUCAAAUUGGACUUUGGGCAUAAAAGAACUUUUUUAUGCUUACCAUCUUUUUUUUUCUUUAACAGAUUUGUAUUUAAGAAUUGUUUUUUAAAAAUUUUAAGAUUUACACAAUGUUUCUCUGUAAAUAUUGCCAUUAAAUGUAAAUAACUUUAAUAAAACGUUUAUAGCAGUUACACAGAAUUUCAAUCCUAGUAUAUAGUACCUAGUAUUAUAGGUACUAUAAACCCUAAUUUUUUUUAUUUAAGUACAUUUUGCUUUAUAAAGUUGAUUUUUUUUCUAUUGUUUUUAGAAAAAAUAAAAUAACUGGCAACUAUAUCAUUGAGCCAAA
Molecule: messenger RNA, 1945 nt
Organism: Pongo pygmaeus (Bornean orangutan)
Lineage: Eukaryota; Metazoa; Chordata; Mammalia; Primates; Hominidae
Gene: MYC
Product: MYC proto-oncogene, bHLH transcription factor
Exons: 3
Coding region: 155-1474 (439 amino acids)
Biological process (GO): regulation of DNA-templated transcription
Molecular function (GO): protein dimerization activity; DNA-binding transcription factor activity
Source: RefSeq, a predicted model, not a curated record